CUCUCUCUCUCUCUCUCUCUCUCCCCUCGCCAUCCCGGAGAAACCUGGACUGACCGACCCAUCGGACUGAGCUGUGAGCGUGUUAACGGAGCUUUAUGGGUUUGUUUUUGACACCGGCUACUUCUUCUGUGUGAUGAAAGCUUGGAGGGGAAAAACUGCAAAUAUAAGAAACCAAACCAAACCGGGGAGCGGGAGAGCAGACAAGACGGUGCACAGCAACGCGGAGAGAGAGAGAGAGAGAGAGAGAGAGAGACGACAACUUCCAGUGGUUGUGUGUCCUCGGGGCGGUCUGCGGGGAGCUCCGGAGCUGCAGCUGUCAUUAGAAAGGUCGGUGUGAACUCGCUCCCCUCACUCAAACAUGGAGUUCCCAGACGACUUCCUGCUGGCCGAGCUGGGUCACCUGCAGCUCUACAACGACUCGCUCUUCCAGAACAACUUCACCGACGGCUACAAUGAGACGGAGGCCUUACUGCCGACGGGGGUGAAGGUCACCAUCGUGGUCGUCUACAUGAUUGUCUGCGUCAUCGGCCUGGUGGGAAACUUCCUGGUCAUGUAUGUCAUCAUAAGAUACACCAAGAUGAAAACAGCCACCAACAUCUACAUCUUCAACCUGGCGCUGGCUGACUCUUUGUUUCUGGCUACUUUACCCUUCCAGGGCACCGACGUGUUCCUGGGAUUCUGGCCAUUUGGGAACGCUCUGUGCAAGGCGGUGGUGUCUAUCGACUACUACAACAUGUUCACCAGCACCUUCACCCUGACGGUGAUGAGUAUGGACAGGUACGUGGCCGUCUGCCACCCUGUCAAAGCUCUGGACAUGAGGACUCCGCACAAGGCCAAGGUGGUGAACAUUUGCGUGUGGGUGCUGGCCUCAGCCUUUGGGGUUCCUGCAAUGGUCCUGGGAAAUCUGGAGGAGGAACAAGAGCAUAACAGUGUUGAAUGCAUCGUUGUUUUGCCUGAACCAAGGAGUCACUGGGAUCCUGUGUUUGGCACCUGCGUCUUCCUCUUCUCUUUCCUCAUCCCCGUGGCUAUCAUCAGCAUCUGCUACAGCCUCAUGGUUAAGCGCCUGCGCAGCGUUCGAAUCUUGUCCGGCUCCAAGGAAAAAGACCGCAACCUGCGGCGCAUCACGAGAAUGGUCCUGGUUGUGGUGGCGGCCUUCGUUGUCUGUUGGACCCCCAUACAGAUCAUGGUCCUUGCUCAGUCCCUGGGCUUUAACCUGAGCAGCCUGUUCACACUGGUCCUGAUGCACUUCUGCAUCGCACUGGGCUACGUCAACAGCAGCCUGAAUCCCGUGCUCUACGCCUUCCUCGACGAGAACUUCAAGCGCUGCUUCCGAGAGUUCUGCCACCCGUCGCCAUUCCGCCUCGACACCCAGCAGUCGGGUCGGAUGAGGAGCAUUGCCAGGGAGGUGGCGGCGGCUUACAGUUGCAAGGCCGGAGACGGUGGGGGGCAUGGGGGAGGGACGCCCAAUCCGGCAUGACUAGGCGUGGAGCUCCCCCUGGUUGGGGUAGACCCCAAUCAGAGGAGAGAGAACCAGGCGACGGGGAACUCCAACACAGAAUUGACUCAGAUUACAGCUCUCUAGCGGCACGAGCCCCCCCAACCCCCAACUAGAAGACUGGCCUGGGGUGGGGGGGAGGGAGAUGAGGAGGAUGGGGAUGAAAGGAAAAGAAUUUAGAUUAGACCCAUGAGACCUACACCGUGGUGGCAUUGGUUGAUUUUGGUAGGAGAUGGUGCCAAAUGUGAAAGUAUCAUUGCCAACUAGAUCGUUUAUUUUGGGAAGAAAGGGCAGUAUCAUAUUUUUAAUGAAGCUUGAGACUUUAAGAAACCUGAUUGAAGGACUUGCAAGGAUUCAACUAUAUUCAAGUGGAUAUUAACACAUAGGCGUUGGCAGCAUUAUUGGACUUUAUUGUAGCCCCAAAAACAACAGCCUCAGACUCUGUAUUUGCCAACUGAGCCUGUCACCCAGCUGCUGCAUGAAAGAUGACAUUAUACUUGGGAUAAUACAGCAGGAGUUUGGGUUUCAAAUUUGGAAAGAGUAUGGAAGGGGCAAAGGGUUUAUAGAUGGGGCUGCAGAUACCAAAAUCUUUGCAAACACCAUGAACUGUUUGGUGCAAGUAAAGAAAAAAUAACAACUUUGGAUGCAGGGAUAGGACUGAUCUCGCAGUGGAGACCAAGGACUUUUGCCAAGGACGAGGAAAACCUUCUGGAAAUGUGAAAAUGAGGAACACACUUUGUUAAGUUUAUCAGAUCUUUAUCACUGAUGUUUCAGACUGAUAUAAUUAGUGUCACAAGCGGAGAAAAAAAUGGAACACACAGCGCCCCAACUGAUAUCGUUUUUUUUUUUUUAAUUGUGACAAAAAAAUGGGUCUGUAGGGGUAUUUUGCUGCAGUGCCCCUAUCGGGACAUCGUAGACAGGAAGUUGGAUGUAAUAUUUGUGUACAAUAGCUAGCAUAGCGUAAAGAACAACGUGCGACAAACAAACUAUUUGACAGUAGUUCUGAAAUUGUGUCUAUGAGCCCAGAAUGGGUCACAUGAAUGUUAUUUUCUCGAUGUGUCCUGAAAGAACUAAGCCUGAGAAAUCCUGUCAUGGAACUUAUUUCUUAAAGCUUUUGUGAUUUUUGAAAACUUUCUAUAAUCACUGUUGGGUGUUAGAAAUGUAGGGGUGGGGGAAGGGGAAAGUCUGAUGAGAAUGUAACCUGGGGAAAAAAAACAUUGAAAGGACAAGUCUAGCAGGAAUAUUCAUCUUUUCCCCCUUUUUGCUUUGUUUCAAAUAUAGACAGUAAUGACAAAAACUGCUGGUGGUGGGUCAAAUGUAAAAUUGUCAAAUUGCUUUUAUUCAAGGUUUAAUAUCAUAGGCUGUAUCUAAGAAGUAGACAUGUCUACUGAAAUUCCCCCAUUAGUUUGUUGGUUACCAGAGCCUUACUUUUGGCUUUUUGGCUGCAAUUGUCCUGAUUUUAUUGAAGCCAGAUGUGGCCAUAUUUGGGGGCCCCAAGAGGGUUAACCCUUUCUGUGUACUUCAGUUGACAGGUCACCCUUCUCAAUUACAGGUACAAUAGCAUGAGGUGAUAAACAAAUGGUUCCUUUUGCAAAAAGAAGAGUCACCUCCUUUCGUCGUUUAAGACACUGAUGCAAUGGCUCCAAAAUGAACACCAAGGGGUUAUGUCUACUUCCUUUUAUUACAGUCUGUUAGAAACCUGUUGUACAUUUGCAGCAGGAUUAAAUUUGCCCGAAAACAGAAUAUUUUGAACAUUAAAUAUUUGUUUUAAGCACAUUGUCAUGAAAUGAUUCCUGUUCAGAUUUGUAAAAACAUUCCUUAUCUUUAGAAACGUGCAGACCAGAUGUAAUGGACAAAGCAUCUUUGAUUAUAUCACUGAACUUGAUUGAUUGACGAUGAUGUGUUUUGUAAAGUUAAUAGAAAAAAUCCAUUUAUACAUUGCACAUUACACCUCAGAGUUUGCCUUAUAUGUAUUUGUAAACCUUGUAGUAUUGCACCAAUUUAUUAACUGUAUCACCAGUGACUUUUUGAAGCAAGUCCAGUUUCACUUUGUGGAUAAUUUAGGCUCAAUUUAGAGAAUAUGACCAACUGUGGAAUGGACAGAUCUAAUAAAACAAUGACAACAUGUGUAAAAAGCUUAGCUGGCAGUACAUUAACAUCUGAUUAGACCUGCACCGAUUGGGAGAAUCAGGGCUGAUACCAAUGUUUGAAAUAACAAUUUAGACAACUGCCAAUGCAAUUUUUUGGUGCAACACUCCCACAAUGCCACCGUUUAUUCUCUUGUUUGACAAUGAAAACAAGUCAGUUUGUUCAAAAACAUCGGCUAAAGACAUUGGUUCAUGCCACAUAAUUUGCAGAUGUGCUGAUAUCUGUCAAGAGGUCCAAUAUCAGCCGAUACCAAUGUUGAACUGAUGCAUUGGUUCAUCCCUAAUUUGAACACAUUCUGUUGAAAUAAUACAAACUUGCUUGCAGACUAUGGAUCAAAUACAAUUAUACAUGCCAUGGAAAGAUUGGGAGUGCAGAUAAAAGCAUGGCUGAGGAAAUGUAUUCACAGAUGUUUUUUUAAAUUGACACGUCUUGGUCUGCUGUUUCCUCCCAGGUCUGUAGUUGCUGUCAGGUUUUGAGGAAUAGGAGGUGAAACUGAUCAGGUUCUGGGAUGAUGUUGGGUUUGUUGGUUAUCUCUGAAUCUGAGAUAUUUUUGUGAUCAGUGUUUUUACAUUGGGUGGGGUCGGGUGGGAUGUUAUCCGUGAGUCAUUUUGACUCCCAGCAACAAAGUGGCAAAGCAGGAGGAAGGGGUCACAGUGGUCUGACCCCCUCUUCAAGGGACAAAGGGGCUCUCUCUCUCUCUCUCUCUCUCUCUCUCUCUCUCUCUCUC
Messenger RNA from Labrus bergylta (ballan wrasse), 4370 nucleotides. It is a transcript of the gene oprl1, whose product is annotated as opiate receptor-like 1. Lineage: Eukaryota; Metazoa; Chordata; Actinopteri; Labriformes; Labridae. Gene Ontology annotation, biological process: sensory perception of pain; neuropeptide signaling pathway. The record is from RefSeq and is a predicted model, not a curated record. Gene Ontology annotation, cellular component: plasma membrane; neuron projection. Gene Ontology annotation, molecular function: neuropeptide binding; nociceptin receptor activity.